AUGGAGGAUUCGCUGAGAUCCUCGUCUUCAACAGUGGACAUCUCGCCGGACGGCAUCGUAGAUCAAGAGGGGGAAAAGGAUGCACUAGAAGUAUGCCUUUCUCAUUCUCGAGAUAGUAGCGAUUCAGCCGAACGCAGACAGGAAGGGCAUCGUUCAGAAAAUAACAUUUCCCGAUUAAGUGACCAUUCAACAAAUUCCUAUGAAGUAAGAGGAGGAAAUAAAACCAUAAAAAUGAUUUUAUUGACUCAAUGUCUGGCCGGCUUACAGUUUUCAUGGUCCGUGGAAUUGGCAUAUGGAACGCCAUAUUUACUAGAUCUAGGGUUAUCAAAAUCGCUUAUGUCUCUUGUAUGGCUGGCUGGACCAUUAUCAGAAGGUCUCGUUAUGCAACCUAUAGUUGGCGCGUUUUCCGAUAGAUCCACAAGUAAAUAUGGGCGGAGGCGACCUUAUUUGGUGGGGGGCAGUAUAAUGGUUAUGGCAACUUUCAUAUCUAUAGGAUGGACAAAGGAAAUUGUAGGGUUAUUUUUUGGCACCGGAACGGACUCGAGUAAAUACAUGUCAAUGUGGUUUGCCGUGUUCUCUUUCUAUGCAUUAGAUUUUUCAAUUAAUGCUGUGAUGGCUGCUUGUCGUGCCUUGAUCACCGACAGUCUACCAAAACUACAACAAGAGGCAGGCAACGCGUGGGCCGGCAGAAUGGUGGGUGUUGGAAGUGUGGUCGGCUAUUUCAUGGGAUUUGUAAAUUUGAAGGAUUAUUUCCCUUUUCUAGGAAACACUCAGUUAAAGGUUUUAUGCAUUCUUGCGUGUAUUGUAUUGGUUAUUUGUAAUGUGAUAACCUGUUGGGCUGUACCAGAGAGACCCUUGGUUGGUGGAGGAGGAAGUACGAGAUCGGCGUGGGAAUCCACCAUAGACACUUUUUACUCAAUCACCAGAUUAUUUCGUAAGCUUCCAAGACAAGUAAAAAAUGUUUGUUAUGUGCAGUUUGCUUCGUGGAUGGGAUGGUUUCCAUUUUUAUUUUAUUCCACCACAUGGGUAUCCGAAAUAUUCGUGCGUAAUUCACAGAAUGGCACAGGUUCUAACUUAGAUGGCACACAAGCGGGUUCAUUUUCACUAUUGUUAUUUUCAUUAGUAAGCUUGUUCGCAUCUUUUGUUUUACCCUUGUUAGUUGCCCCAUCAGACAUUGGCACGCCACCACGAGAAUUUUCUAUGAAACAACUCUUAAGAUUACCAUUACCUUUUUUAACAUUAUCAAGAUUAUGGACAAUAUCGCAUUUUAUAUUUGCAUUUGCGAUGAUAUCAACUUGGUGGGUAGGGAAUGUAUUUCAAGCCGACCUGAUCAUUAGUCUUAUAGGUAUAUCAUGGUCAAUAUCAAUGUGGGCGCCAUUUUCUCUUCUGGGUGAAUAUAUAAAAGGGAAAGAUGCCGUUGUUUUCAGGGAUGAAGGAGACGAUGGGCAAAUUUAUAGCUUAGUUGAGUCGCGCGCAGAUAGAGAAGUGGAAGGAAGGGAAUAUAAUGGACUAGAGGGUGAAGAUGAUCAUAAUGUGUUACUCUCUGAUGCAAAUGAUGAUAUUUCGGUUAGUUCGGUCAGUUCUGGCAUCAUAUUAGGAAUUCAUAAUAUGUUUGUAGUAUUUCCACAAUUUUUUGCAACAUUCUUUAGCAGCAUAGUGUUUGCUAUAUUGGAACCUGUAAAUGAAAACAAAACUGAUGGGGGAGACGUAGAAACUGACUCAAUUGGAUUUGUAUUGAGGUGCGGAGGAUUGAUGAGCAUUGUUGCGGGAUAUUUAUGUGUAAGAUAUUAUAUUAUCAGAAAAUAA
Molecule: messenger RNA, 1806 nt
Organism: Acaulospora morrowiae
Lineage: Eukaryota; Fungi; Glomeromycota; Glomeromycetes; Diversisporales; Acaulosporaceae
Source: the annotation of a GenBank genome assembly